AUGUCUGUCGUGUCGCUCCUCGGGGUUCAGGUGAACAACAACCCCUCCAAAUUCACCGACAAGUACGAGUUCGAAAUCACCUUUGAGUGCUUGGAGCAGCUCGAGAAGGAUCUUGAGUGGAAGCUGACUUAUGUGGGAUCCGCCACGUCUGAUCAAUAUGACCAAGAGCUCGACUCGCUCCUUGUCGGCCCCAUCCCCGUCGGUGUGAACAAGUUCAUCUUUGAGGCCGACCCCCCAGACACGAAGCGCAUCCCCGAGACCGAGAUUCUGGGUGUUACUGUCAUCCUCCUCACCUGCGCUUACGAUGGGCGCGAGUUUGUCCGUGUCGGCUACUAUGUGAACAAUGAAUAUGACUCGGAGGAGCUGAACGCUGAGCCCCCGACCAAGCCCAUUGUGGAGCGGAUCCGGCGCAAUGUGCUCUCGGAGAAGCCCCGAGUCACCCGCUUCGCCAUCAAGUGGGAUUCCGAGGCGUCUGCUCCCGCCGAGUUCCCUCCCGAGCAGCCCGAGGCCGACCUGGCGGCUGACGAGGAAGACUACGGCGCCGACGAGGCCGCCGAGGACGAAGAGGAAGCUACCGCUGAGAAUGGAAUCGCCGAGGCUGUCAACGGCGAAGAGGUCAAGGGCGAGGAUUCCGCCAUGGCUGGCGUUGACGAGACUGCCGAGAACGGAGCCGAUGAGGACGAGCUGUCCGAUGAGGGCAGCGAAGACAUCGAGGGCGAGAGCGAGGACGAGAUGGAGGAGGAGGAAGAGGAGGGCGAGGGCGAGGGCGAGGCCGCUGGCGGUGAUGAGAUGGAGGUUGACACCGACGUCAAGGCCGAUGCCGCACACCCUGCCCAGGUUGCUUCGCACUGA
Molecule: messenger RNA, 852 nt
Organism: Thyridium curvatum
Lineage: Eukaryota; Fungi; Ascomycota; Sordariomycetes; Thyridiales; Thyridiaceae
Exons: 4
Coding region: 1-852 (283 amino acids)
Biological process (GO): nucleosome assembly; DNA replication-dependent chromatin assembly; nucleosome disassembly
Cellular component (GO): nucleus
Molecular function (GO): histone binding
Source: RefSeq, a predicted model, not a curated record